GAGGGGGAAGAAGCGGAGGUGGAGGGGGAAGAGCCGCCGGCGGCCGCGAGAACAGCGGCGGGGAGAGGCGAGCCCCCGGCGCCGAUUCGCACGGAGAACUGCUCAUGAGGAGAGAUCCAUUUGUUGGAUGCAAUAAAAAAAAAGAAUGAAUCAAAAUAAAAGCUCUAAAUGCAAGUACCAGAAAAAUUACAACACAUCUCAGUGAAUUUGCAGGUGGUUGAUCUUUCCUUGUGGGUUGGCAGGCAGUCAUAGGACUGCAAAAUGGGUCUCCGGAUUCACUUUGUUGUUGACCCACAUGGUUGGUGCUGCAUGGGUUUGAUUGUCUUUGUCUGGUUAUACAACUUUGUUUUAAUUCCCAAAAUUGUCCUCUUUCCUCACUAUGAAGAAGGACAUAUUCCAGGCAUAUUAAUAAUAAUAUUCUAUGGCAUUGCCAUAUUUUGUCUGGUUGCCUUAGUGAGGGCCUCAAUAACUGAUCCAGGAAGACUCCCUGAGAACCCAAAGAUCCCACAUGGAGAAAGGGAGUUCUGGGAAUUGUGUAACAAGUGUAAUUUGAUGAGACCAAAGCGUUCCCAUCACUGCAGCCGCUGCGGCCACUGUGUUAGGAGAAUGGAUCAUCACUGUCCAUGGAUUAACAAUUGUGUUGGUGAAGAUAAUCAUUGGCUUUUUCUGCAGUUGUGUUUCUACACUGAACUUCUUACUUGCUACGCACUGAUGUUUUCUUUCUGCCACUAUUAUUACUUUCUUCCACUAGAAAAGCAUAACUUGGACCUCUUUGUUGUUAGACAUGAAUUGGCCAUAAUGAGACUAGCUGCCUUUAUGGGCAUUACAAUGUUAGUUGGAAUAACUGGACUCUUUUAUACUCAACUAAUUGGCAUCAUCACAGAUACAACAUCUAUUGAAAAGAUGUCAAACUGUUGUGAAGAAAUAUCGAGGCCCCGAAAGCCAUGGCAGCAGACCUUCUCAGAAGUUUUUGGCACUCGUUGGAAGAUCCUGUGGUUUAUUCCUUUCAGGCAGAGGCAACCACUGCGAGUUCCCUACCACUUUGCCAAUCACGUCUAAACAGAUGGAUGGUGGGCACAGAUGGGUCCUCCAUGCUGGAAAUGCGUUACAGGUUUUCUGAUAAUAGAACUAUGACAGUCUUCAAGUCAAUUAAAAUCCACCCACCUAUCCUAAGCAUCAUAAUGUGCCCCAGGCUUUAUUUUAAUAGUGAUCUUGAUCCUGUUGUGGGACUAAUACAUGAUCUAUAUUUAAGUUUUAAAGCAUGUUUACUUUCAAAUUAGCUUUCCACAGGGAUUUCUUUAAAUGCUUUUGUUAUUAAACUCAAAAGGCAGUGAUUGGGAUGAAAUAAUUGUACAUAAUUUCUUUUAGUACUGACAGUGUUACAGAUUUUACUUUAUGGGAAACUUCAGAUGUUUAUUUAAAUUUUUCACCCUUGAGCAGUAUUAACCAAAUCUGAAUUUCAUUCUUUAGGUUUUACAGAAGUUGAUACAUCUUAUAUGUAAAUUUUCUUUUUCAAAUACAAUUUUAUGUUAUACUUCCUUUUAUAUGUGCUGCAAGGUAUUUUUUAAUGUAGCAUAUAGGAUUGAACAACAAAAAAGCAAAAAUAGAAACAAAAAAGGACAGUGUUUUCUUAGAAGUAGCUUUCUAAUGUUUUUUUUUCCCCUCACCAAAAACAAAAUAAAAACACCACUAAAGUAAAACACCAACUACCUACCUUAUUUUAAAGGAAAGAUUUUUUUUCACAUUAACUUUCCCAUUUCUUUCCCCUGUACUGUUGUAAUUAUUGAUUUUUGUUAAAAUAUUUGCUCCAAGGGGAAAUUUUUGACCAAACAGGCAUGUGUUCCUGUUUUACCCUAAGAUUUUUAUUAGCAAAAAGGGUAAAGAAUUUGCAAUAAUUCCACUGAUACCUUUUCUAGUGUAUUUAUGUUAGAAUGCAUAUGUUUUUAAAAUGCUAGUAUAACUAGAUAAUAUAUAAUGUAUAGUAUAAAGAAGAAUAUUGUGCUUUUAAAAAAAUAUGUAUACUUUUUACUUUUCUUUACCUACUAGUAGAUCUAAAAUUACACCUUGAAGGGUUUUAUAUAGUAGAUAUUGGCCAACUAAUAUUGAAAUUUUAUUUAUAGGAAGUUACUAGUAAAAGUAAGUAACUUUUGUGUACCUGUAAUCACCCAGAUUGAAAUUAAAUUGUAAUUGACCAACUAUAAUCUGGAUUGAGAGACCUUUUGUUAGUAGCCAAUGUUAGGAAGUGACCUUAAAAUGAGAAAAUAUAAUAAUCUAUAUUCAUUAUUAGCCUUAUACAAAUUUAAAUUGCUAAUUGUGAUGGUCUCUUGGAAAGCAUAGAAUAUUUGUGUGAGAAAAAAUUUAGCAUGGUUUGAAAAAAAUUCAGUUAAAAAUUUUUUUCCAUUAGAAUACUGCAAAAUCCAUAUAUCUUUAAAAAAAUAAUUAUGUACUCAGCCUUUCCCUUGAAGAGAAGAUUGAAGGGGUAUCUAGUGUUCUUGGAGCAUAUCAAUAUUUUCUUUUUGGUUAGUUUUGGUAGUAAGGAGUCAUACCUGAGAAAUCAUGAAACAGAAGAUUACCAUUGUCAGCUAGUUAACUGUAUUGUGGUUGUUUUUUAGAAAUUAUAAAUAUCUCCUAAAAUAAUAGAAUAAGGUCUACUCAGAGAUACAAGUACCAUGUCUUUCAUGUUCUGAUUACAAUGCUUUAUUACUUAAAAACUUAGUGGCAGAUGGAAAUAUUUAUUGGUGCUGAUAAGAUUCAUAGUAAAUUUAAUAUAAGAAGUAUAUUUAUAGAGCUUAAUGAACUACAAAAUUAGUACAUAUAUUCAUUCCGGGCAGAUGGGUUGGGUUUUGACCAAAUUUGGCCUGGUGACUGAACUGUUAUAAGGAGUAAUGUAUAGAUAAUGUAGAUAGAUGUCAGUCAGAUGCCUUAUGCUGUAUACAUUCCUUUCAAAUAAGGACACUGAGAAAACAGCAAAGCCAAGUGAAGACCCCCUAAAGAGCUUUAUGGACGUAUUUAUACUUCAUAUGGUAGCAGUAGCUACCUUGAAAGGUACCAGGGAGGUACUCAGUGCCAACCUCUGCCUCAGUAAUGAGAAUCAAGAGGUGGUCUCUUUCCCACUCUAAUGGUUUCUGGUUUUGGUUUUCUUAGGUUUCCCACUUCUAGGGCACCUCUUCCCACCUUUCUCUUUACCUUCCCUGAUCCUGAUCCCUCUGUACCUGAUUUCUCUAAAUUACUGGAAUACAAACUAAUGCACUAGGCAAGGCAUAUAUUUAUUUUUGUUUGAAUGGCAGAAAUGCUACAUAUCAAUAUAUUUAUGUAGGAAUCUAUAUAAAGUAUAUCUGUAUAUACUUAUGCUGUAACUUUCAGUAUUUCAAAGUUAGCACACCUAACUGGGUUUUAUGAUUCUUGUUAGACAACUUGAGAGAGAACACCUGGCACUUUCCUAGGGAGUCCAUAAACUCUAGUGUGCUCUCUGCGCCCUCUUUUGGCUAAUUGAUGUAAUUAUACUGGCUCUGGAGAUUUAUUGCCCAAGUGAAAUGUAUACCCAAAUUCUGAACAUUUCAGAGGUACAAACUUAAGGGAAGUCUAUGUACAAAAAUGUAAGGUUUUAUGAAAAUGAAUGUGUUCCUAUUUAUGAUUCUGAUGUCUGGUUCAUACAUAUAUGACUACUUUGCUUCAUUUAUGUAUAUUCGUAUUAUAUUUUUUACUAUCAGACAAAUUUAUAUCAGAUCAGGAUAAAUAAAUAUAAACCAUUUCAUGAAUUUUAUUUUGAACCUUAUUUUGGCAAACUAAGCCCUUAGAAUUAAAGAGUUAUUACCUUAAAAUUACCAAUUUAUUAUACAACAAAUUUAUCGUAGUUACAAUGGCAAGCCAGUGUCUAAUGUGUUUUACUGAAUAUCUAAAAAAAUACAUUCAGUUUCUUAAUCCCAGUUUUGGAAUGAUUUUUUUAAACUGAUUCAAUUGCAUUAAAAUAAUAAGAGAUUAAUAAUUCUUUCUAUACUUCUCUUCAUUCUUUUUAACUUUCCUACUGUGAGUUAGAGCUGUAGCUUUAGUAGCCAAUUUAUUAUAUAUUCUGGGUAACCAUGAAAAUAACUAGUGAUGUUGAGCAUUAGAAAAUAAUUAUGAGCAGUGAGAUUACUGAUGUAAUCUGUAUAUUUGAUGAAGUAUUUGCUUAUAAACAUUUCAUUUCAUUUUAAGCGAAAUGUAUUUUAAAGGGUGUUUUACAUUCAGCAAAGUCAUUAAUUGGACUUCUGGAAAUGAAAGUAGUUGUUAAGUACUUGUUAUAAGUUGCACCUCUUGAACAAUUAUGUUUGUUGCUGUUCUUUUCUGCAAACAAAAAUGUUUAUGGGCUCAAGAUUGUAGGCAAAAAAUGACUGAGUUCAGAAAUUUUAAAAAUAUUAAGUUAGCUGAUGUUCCAUUGUGAGAAAAAUACUAUUUUGCUUCAGAGUUGUAAAAAUAUUUGUGGUUAACAUAAGAGAUAGGUAUACUUAAAAUAUUAAUAUAUUAAUCUCUUUGAACAGAAGAAAGCAUAGUUUACUUUUAAGUAAUAGAAAUAGAGAACAUAAGCAUAAAGUUUACUGUAACAGCUAAGUUAAAACUUCUGUCAGAAUGAACAUCAGUGAAUGUUUGCUAAUGCUUAGAGGUAUUUUUCUCCAAGGAUGGUGGCUAAUUAUAACUGUUCUUCAUCAGGCUUUUUCAAGUCACUUUCCUACAAAUAAUUAGUUGAAGGUGUGUCACCCAAAAGGGUGUAUUAAUGCUAAUCAUAAAGACUUGAGUUAGGACAACACCUCCACCCAGGAAGUAUGAAGUAGUUUUGAUUAUAACCACACACCUUUCUAUGUGUUAGAUAAUGGAGCAGUUUGAAUGUUCUCACAUAUGUUGGUAUAAAAUCACAAUGUAUCCAGCUCUAGUUUACAAUGGUAUUAAUAUUAACAGAGCUGCUAGUCUUUCCCUGGAUUUUUCUCUAGUGUCUACUUCCCUUGUGCUUCAUGUAUGAAUAGACUACUUAGCUCAAGUUUACUAAACUAUUGCUGCUUCAUUAAAUAAGUUUUUGACAUGACCUCUAUAUAUGUAGAUAUAUCUAGAAUUUACUUGGUACAGUUUACACUUACAAACAUUAAAUAAUUUAUUAAUAGAUAUAAGUAUUAGAUUGUUUACCCAAUUCUACUACUGUUGCUUUCAAAAAUAUAAGUACUGGCAAAUGUAGUUAGUAAGUCAUGUACAUUUAGUAUGUUCUACUUGCUAGUAUUAGUAACCAUAUAAUUAACAAAUGGAUGAGUGUAUUAUUUAAUGUCCACAUUUGUUACUUUCGAUCCUAAGAAUCCUCUGAAUUUCUCUGUAAAUCACAAAUUUCAUUAUGGUCUGAAUUUAGCCAUUCUCAAUUGAAUUCUAGAAUAUUCUUCAGCAGAAUGUGAGAAAGUGAUAGAACCAACUUGCUUGAAGUAUUUUGAACCAAUGUUGUUCUUCUGUAUAUCAAACAGUAUUUAGCAUUUCAGCUGCAUUUAGGAUGAUGAUGGUUAAACUUCAGGAAGUGUUUUCUCUGAUGUCUCCUUUCAUUAUCAUUGUGCAAUUUUUAGCAACAAAAUUUACUACAUUUUUGUCUGUUCUUCAGAUGUUGUAAUACUGCCUGCUAGUGCUAAUUUGAAACAGAAAUAAUAAUGGUGUUUAUCCUUAUGUCAUUGGUAUUUUCGGUAUUUUCCCUUAUCAUUAUUUUUUUUACUAUUAUUAUUUCCUUUUUCCCUUGUCUACCAUAGAGGACAGGUACUAAUGCGUAGUGAGUAGCCAAAAUUGGAUAAAGAGAGUAUUAAGAUGGAGAGAAGGCUAGACAGAGCAUGUAUAAUCAGCAUCUCAGCAGCAGGGUUUACUGGAUACAGAAUCUGUGACGUCAGAGAAUUCCUCUGCUGCAAUCAUUUUAGCCUUAUCUCUUGUUGACACUGUUUCACUGUAAGAGUUGUUGAUGCGUUUAAGCGUUUAGUUUGAGUUAUUUUAUCCAAGGAGUGUAUAUUGCUGAUUCUUGUCAGCUAGUCAGAUGCCUUUAAGAAAUUAUUUUGAAUUUUAAAUAUCGUAAGUGCACAGUGUACAUGUACGCUAACAUGAAGUGUCAAGAAUUAUGCGAAAGUACAGCUACUUAAUGCCAAGCAGAAAUGAAUAGGUUGCCCAAGGUUUGAUUAAAAAAGCUGGGACCUUUUUAUAAGUCUCCUCUUGCAGAGGAAGGAUAUACUAAGUAUUGUAGUAAAAUCUGUCAACAGAGGGAAAAUCAACAGUUUAUAUAUAAAGGAUGAUUUUCACUUUAAAAUUUGGACUAUUUCAGUUUUUCAUAUCUUGAAGGUCUCCGUAGCUCUUGGUAUUGUGACUCCCUAUAAGAUGUAAUGUGGUGCUUACCACAGUUGUUCAACACUCUGAUCUUUUGGGUAUUGAUAGCUGUAUAUCUAAACAGAGAUAUGGACAAAACAGUAGCAAUGAAAGGUGGUCUUUUUGUAGUUUUGCUUGUCUGUUGACUAAAUACAGGGUUUACCUGGGUACGCUGUCAACUAAAGGGAGAGCUAGUCUGCAUAUUGCACGCUCAGUGUUCUUGUCAGGGUGUGUCGGGUGACAUUGGAACUACCGGUGCCUGAAGUUAGUGUUUCACAGCCUCAACAGCGAAGACAUCCUGGUGCUACUCACUUUAACAUUGAGUGACAUUUUUAAUUCCCGUACCAAAGAGUUAAUUUUCUUUUUGGUUCACUGAGUUUUCUUCUCACAUCCUUGUGUUUAUAAAGUAGAAUUGAAUGUCACUAAGAACAAUUUUGAUUAAUAGAUCUUAGUUUUUGCACACUGCUGCCUCAAUUUAAUUGGCUUUAAGUGUCUGUCACUUGGUCUGUUGUUUUCUUUUUUUUUUACUUAGAAAGUAAAGUAAAAAAAAAAGAGUUUUUGGUUUUUACUUAAUAUGGUCUUUAAUUUUGUAUUUUCAUAUAGAUUGGCUACUUUAAAAAGUAGUUUAAUAGGUCGAACUUAAAAAGAUAAUUGAAACACUUUACACAAGAUUUUUUUGUUUUAUUCUGUAGGAAUAAAUGAGAAAUAAUAACUCUUAUUUCUACAGAUGAACUCUGCAGCUUGUUGGACCCUUUUAAUAAAUGCUAAAGCAAAAUGCUAAAAGGAGAAGUUAAGGACCCAUUCUGAUUACAGAUGAAGAAUUCUGCAUCUCUGUGUGUGUGUAUGUGUGUGUGUGUAAUCCUUAGUGGUAUUAAAGAAUGAUAAUUGCCAUUUGUCUGUUUUGCAAAUAAAGAUAAAAUUAAAGAAUGUUUUAAAAAUAUACGCAUAUGUGAUAUAUGUAUGCACACACACACAUGCACACACACACUCUUGCCCAAGCGGAAAUGCAAAACUUUGAUUUAAAAGCAAAACGAAAAUUGAACUUUACCAAAAAAAAAAAAAAAAAAAAAAAAAAAAAAGCCUGGAUGUUGUUACUCACUUUACGUAAGUUAGAGUUAAGAGUAUUUUUAAAACUAAUUCUGCUUAGUGAUUCAUUUUACAAAAAAUGGGAGAGAACAUCCUUUAGAAGUAGUUGUCCAAAUGUAAUACUGCUAUGUGUACUAUCCUGGUUCCCUGUUUUUUUUCCACAGACUUCUAAAACACUCAUUUAGUGUCCUUAAAAAAACCGUAGCUGAAAUGAUUAAAAAUUUUGGCAAGAAGAUACCUGUGUGUAUGUAUUGGAAAAGUAGACAAUCACAUUUGAGAAUGUUUUGCAUAGUUUUCAAUCAACUAAAAUCAUUCUGUCUUUGAAUGUAGAUACAAUGUAUGGUUUUGCAGUGAAUUCUGAAUGGAAAAAAAUCAAGUGAAACUAGUGUGAGAUGUGACUUAGGAUCAUUUGAAUGGUAUGUAGAAAUACAGAUGUACAUAUUUUUAGGGGUAAAGACGAAAUUUAAAAGCAAAAUGGGAAGAGACAACAUUGUCUCUCUGUCAACAAUAUAUUUUCUAGAUUUUGUUGCGACAAUAUCAGUUCUGAGUUACUCAGCUUGUUUAUGUGUUACUUAAAUUAAUGUGGCUGAAUGCAGUUAUUUGUUCAAGUUAUUGGGUAGUAGAAGAUUCACAACUAUCUGCUCUCCUCCAGAGAUGAAUAUUAAAAAGAAAUAUCGGGCUUCCCUGGUGGCGCAGUGGUUGCGAGUCCGCCUGCCGAUGCAGGGGACACGGGUUCGUGCCCCGGUCCGGGAAGAUCCCACAUGCCGCGGAGCGGCUAGGCCCGUGAGCUAUGGCCGCUGAGCCUGCGCGUCCGGAGCCUGUGCUCCGCAACGGGAGAGGCCACAACAGUGAGAGGCCCGCGUACCUCAAAAAAAAAAAAAAAAUCUACUUUAACAUAGGUACAAUAAAGCGACUAAAUGAUACAAUAGGAAGAAGUUUCUCCACAAUUGGAGAUACUCAGAGAAAUAAGUUGCAGGUCUAACCUGGGGGAAUAGAAUAGGCUUUGGGGAGAACUGAGCGUAGAUGAUCUUGCUUGUAGGAGCUUUAUGCCCCUGGAAUUAGUCUUUUUAAAAUGUGACUGGCAAGUUUAAUGAAUAGGCAAAAUUUGUGAUAUUUCAAGGCUCCUAAAAUUUUGUGUCAACCUCAAAUGGUGUCUAAUAUUAUAUCCCUAAAAUAAAAGACUUUUAUUUUAAUAAUGGUAUGUUCCAAGUGCCAUAUGACAAUCCUGUUUUUACAUUUAUCAGGCAUUUUUUCAUUCAGUGCAUAUGUUUAAAUCUGAGUGCUGUUUUGCUGCAUGUCUGUUUUACCUUGUCAGUUCCCCUAAGAGCAUUUAAAGAAAAAUCUUCACUGACAUUUCUUGUGCUAAAGGUAAUAAGGAAAAUGAUAGUUGAGGGAUAUGAGAAUAGAUUGAGAAGAGGGAGGAAAAUGACAAGUGGGAGCCAUGUAUCUGAGAUAUACUUGUUUAAAUGAAAAGUCGACACUGGUUCUUAAAAUGAAAAACCAUGUAUCUACCUUAAGAACAGUGUUUUGUUUUUAAUUUAUUUUAACGAUUUACUUUUAUUCAUGUAAUAUUUCUGUUUUAUUUGCAGAUUGUUUUUAAUUUAAAUUGUGGAGUUUUUACUUCUCUUGAAACGUAUUAUGUACUGUAUUUUUAGAAAUCUUAUUUUUAAAUAAAUAUUUUUUAAAAACAUA
Molecule: messenger RNA, 9126 nt
Organism: Physeter macrocephalus (sperm whale)
Lineage: Eukaryota; Metazoa; Chordata; Mammalia; Artiodactyla; Physeteridae
Gene: ZDHHC21
Product: zinc finger DHHC-type palmitoyltransferase 21
Exons: 9
Coding region: 262-1059 (265 amino acids)
Molecular function (GO): palmitoyltransferase activity
Source: RefSeq, a predicted model, not a curated record